Messenger RNA from Phyllostomus hastatus (greater spear-nosed bat), 3045 nucleotides. RefSeq names its product sperm associated antigen 16 (gene SPAG16). Bases 38 to 1384 code for a protein of 448 amino acids. Gene Ontology annotation, biological process: axoneme assembly. NCBI's taxonomy places the organism in Eukaryota, Metazoa, Chordata, Mammalia, Chiroptera, Phyllostomidae. Gene Ontology annotation, molecular function: protein binding. Gene Ontology annotation, cellular component: axonemal central apparatus. The record is from RefSeq and is a predicted model, not a curated record. The transcript has 11 exons.
UUUGGACCUGCCCGGGGCAGGGGCCGAGAGCGCCUCGAUGGCUGCUCAGCGAGAGGGGAUCACCCCUCCCCUGCGAGUUCUGGAAGAAGCACUGGGCUUGGGCUUGACGGCUGCAGGGGACGUUGAGGACGCGGUGGCCGCGGAGGGCACCUACUACCUGGAGCAGGUCACCAUCACCGAGGCAUCUGAAGAUGAUGAUUUUGAAUAUGAAGAGAUACCAGAUGACAAUUUUAGCAUUCCAGAAGGUGAAGAAGAUCUGACGAAAGCAAUGCAGAUGUUUCAAGAACAGGUUACAGAUAGUCAAAUUUUGGAGCAGAAGACAGUCCUUCCUUCAAAGCGUGAAGUCCCUGAAGUAAUAGAAGACUUUCUCUGCAACUUUCUGAUCAAGAUGGGAAUGACCAGAACCCUUGACUGCUUUCAGUCUGAGUGGUACGAGUUAAUACAGAAGGGUAUAACUGAAGUUAGCGGUGCUGGGAACGUCCCAGAUGUGUACACCCAGAAUAUGCUUUUAGAAAAUGAAAACAAAAAUUUGAAGAAAGACUUGAAGCACUACAAACAGGCAGCUGACAAGGCUAGAGAAGAUCUGCUUAAAACUCAGAAAGAACGAGAUUUUCAUCGAAUGCAUCACAAGCGAAUAGUCCAAGAAAAAAACAAAUUAAUUAAUGACCUUAAAGGGUUGAAGUUACAUUAUGCAUCUUAUGAACCAACUAUAAGGGUGUUACUUGAGAAGCAUCAAACUUUACUGAAGCAGAAAAUGAUGACCUCCUUGGAAAGAGACAAAGCAGCCAAGAAGGUGUGUCUUCUGAGAAGAUGUAGAAGUAAUUACACUCCAACAGCAAUGAGUAAAUCCUAUGAUCAGAAUUCUGGACCUGGAACAAAAUUAAAGCUUAUGGAACCAGGGCGAAGUUACCAAGCUUCUAAAAUUAGAGUGGUUUCUGACUCUGAAAAGGACUGUGAACCAGAAGACCCUACUCAGAAAGGUUUUCUUCGUGAAGUCAGGGAACAAACCAAGUAUAAGACAAGGAUGAAGGAUAAUACAAAGGCCUCCAGCAGAGAUCGAGAGGAAGCCCAUGAGCUCAGUGCAAGAUCGACCCUCUGUCCAACUCGAUGCCUCCAUCAGCAGUUCAGAGGGAGCUCUCAGACUUGGAAUAAGACCACACCUCUGCAGGACAACACUGGCAGUAGACAACAGAGUGCCCGAACACUCAGAGAAAGGCUGCCCACAUACAGCAGGAGCCCAUCGGGAAAUUCUGAGCAACACAUGUCCCUGUCCAGUCUUUCCUCAAUUCCCUCUUCAACAUCCAAACCCUCCUCCACCCAUGUUCUUUUUACUGUUCAAAAGGAGUCUAGACCUGCCCGUUCAUCUUGUGCUGCAGAAAUCUAAUUCUCCCUAAGGCUCCUUGUAUCAGAUUUUCUGACCCAGUUUCUCCUCCCUCAUUUCUGACUCCCAAAACAUUUCUUCUGUCUUCUCUGGAACUCAAGAUUUUUGAUCAGAAAAAUUCUCUAUAGUUUCAACUUGCAUGAAUGUUCCCUUCAGCUUCUGUGCUAAUGGAAAUCUAGCUUUUCCUUAGUUAUAGUUUCUCCUGCAGCCAGUGCAAUUCUGGUAAAUGUUCAGCAAUCAGCCCUUUGGGAGGAAAAGCCUUCAUUUUUGUGUUUUCUAGUUUCUGUGCAAUGAAUACUCAUAUCAGAGCUUUUGAGUUACCAUCUUUCUUCAAAAAAAUGGAGUUGGGAAGGACGUCCAUGGUCAGCUCUAAGACAGCUCAGCUCACCAUGUGGUACAGGUACUGUUCAGGCUGACUGUUCUCUCCGCUCCCUACACAGCCCAGCUUUGGACCUGGGCGUCAGAUAACUGUGCCCUUGGCUGCUCAUUGCUGGUUUCCGUUUCCUCUCCUGCUCUCUCUGCUCUGAACACAUCCUGCCUUGAAUCUCCUAUCAUCAGAUCAUCCCACUGACUCAGUUUUUAUUACAGGAACUUUUUUCAGGUUAUUUUUCUUGGUAAAUUGAAAAAAAUCAAGGCCUAUGACACUGUCACUUUCUUAAACACCAGUCUUUCAUAAUUCCUUGUUAUUUAAGUAUUCAUAUGCAUGGGCCUUGAGAUGUGCUGGACUUCCAGUCCCUCGACAGCCUCUUUCUUUCAUGCCUGUUCUCCAUCCAUGCUCAGCCGCUCACUUUCUGGUCAUUUCCCAGGCCUUGUUAUUGCCAAUAAAUAUCACAAUUUUCCAUUUUUGUCACUGCUUGCUUCUUGCCUUCCCGACCUCAGCAUGUUGAGAUGUUGUAGAGCUCAGUUUAGGGACCUGUUUUUGCUGCCAUCUCUAUGUGGGUGUUUCAACAAGCCUCACUGCUUUAAAUUACCUAUGUAUUAGUGACUCCUUUUACAUCUUCAACUGAGGUCUCUUCCCUGAACUCUCAUUUUAUAUGUUUAACUGCAUACUUGCUCCUGCAGCUGGAUGUGGAUUCCUCACUAAAGCUGUCUCUCCUACAAUUUUCUGUAUCUUAAUGAAUGGAAACUCCAUCCUGCCAUUUACCGAGCCAAAAAGCUAGAAUUGUCCUUGAGUCAUUUCUCAACAUUUCACAUCAGAUGUGAAAAAUAAAUCCUUGGUCUAUCUUUGAAAAAUAUUCACACUUCUGUAUUUUGUUACCUGUUUGUUUUUCCCAUUAUCUGCAGCUUGCAUUAUUGCAGUAGCCUCCUCACUGGUCUCUUUGACUUUUCUUUGUUUUCCUUCUGGCUCCUUUGAACACAGAACAGAGUGAUUCUCUUAAAACAUACAUCUGUCUGUAACAUUUCUCUGUUGAAAACUUUGUUUGGCUUCUUAUCUUUCCCAGUUACAAGUAAAGUCAUUAUAGCCUCUGAGACCUGUGACAUGAUCUUGCCCAUUUGUACCUCUCUGGCCUUAUCUCUGGUUAGUCUCCCAUCUUCUAUUCAGUUACAGCCACAGUAGCCUCCUACCUGUUUGUAGAAGACUCUGGACAUGCUCCUGCCUACAGGCUUUCACACUCGAGGUUUCCUCUGCCCGAGUAUUCUUCCCUCAUGUCUCCUAAUGGCUC